Molecule: messenger RNA, 2337 nt
Organism: Lodderomyces orthopsilosis Co 90-125
Lineage: Eukaryota; Fungi; Ascomycota; Pichiomycetes; Serinales; Debaryomycetaceae
Product: putative ubiquitin-protein ligase
Exons: 1
Coding region: 1-2337 (778 amino acids)
Biological process (GO): protein ubiquitination; ubiquitin-dependent protein catabolic process
Molecular function (GO): ubiquitin protein ligase activity
Source: RefSeq, a predicted model, not a curated record
AUGUCGGCCAACAUAACAAAUUCAACACUACUAGAUCAGACCACUACAGAUAGUGAAAGCGAAUUUUCGUUCUUCAGGGUUAUACAAUCCAUUGUUGAAGCCAUUUGGAAGCAAAGCAGCCUGUCUGAGAUCAAUAAUAGUGCAUGGUCUAGAUUUGGUGCUAUAAGCACAUAUUGUUGUUCGGUUUAUGGCCUUGCUUGUUUAGUGAUGGCUUUGAUUCUAAAUCGAACAUUGGUCAUGGCUUCAACAAAUAGCAUCCACAAUCAACAGAUGGCCAUCAAUAGGCAACGGCAAAUUAGUGGGAACAGAGGAUUGAUAGAUGCGUACAAACUGGCGGCCACUUUGAAAAAGCUCAGCAUUUUCAGCUUUCGUGUGGGUAUAAUAUUGGUUUUGUUGUAUCAAGUUUUCAACGUCUUGACGGUUCUAAAAUUGAAUCAAUACUUGGGACUAGCUGAUUCAUCAAGUAUAGGAUGGUUUUACCAUCUAAUCCCCGGAAGGCUCUUCACAUAUUUGCCGGAUCGAUUUGCAGAUACAAAGUACAUGGCAACACCAUCGAAACAAGUUAUGAUUGGACCCACUAGUGAUAUGUACUGGCCAAUUUUCUUGACAUUUUGUUCCCUGGCAUUUAUUGAAACUUUUAUUGCUUGUAUUCAGGGUCGUAAGCCCUUCACGGAGAGUGGAAUUACCAUAUUCGAACAUUCUUUAGCAUUUCAGGAAUUUAGCAGCAAUGCUGCAUUUUUCUUUAGUAAUUCAUACAAUUAUAAACGCCCCACCGAACUGAUGUUGAUCACUUCACUAUUCCUGAUAUUGAAUCACUUGAAUAUACAUGUGGGAGCUAUCCUAAAUCACAACAAAUACAGGUUAAUUCCACUGACUAUACUUGGGUUAGGGUAUUUGGCUUAUUUUGUUACUGCUUUUUGGCAGAAAAACAUAUUUCAGUUUCCAAUUAUAUUGGUGUUGACAUUUACUCCACAAGUGUUGAUUUUGUUUGUCAUAUUUGUUAGUUUAUCUAUUUUAAUUACCGCAGUGAUGGUCAAUGGGUUUAGAUUUGAAGGAUUAAAUUAUGCCAGUUUCUUUCUGCAUGGAGAGCAAAACCAAGACAAUAUUAGUGAAAAUGAAGUAGAUGAAGAUCAAGACUUGAAUUUGCUUGCAAAUUUUAACAUCAAAUUGAGUGACGAUUUUUAUACAGCGUUGUUGAAUUUAGGUGUUUUGGCAAUUACUCUGGCCGGAAAAUCGAGCUACAUCAAAGAAUUAAGUCUAGUGACUUUGGACAACGAAACAUGGGUUGAAAGACGCCUUUGGCAACAAGUCAAACUGUCGGUACCAUCCGGUGACGAUACUACUAGUCUCUUGCGCGUAUUGAAACAAACGAAAGUGGGUUAUUCAAAUUUGAUUGAGACGCCAACAUCCAAGCUCGUCACUCAUGGUAACUUGAACACAGAUGCAAACCAAUCUACUCGAGAGAAUCCUUAUCAUACAAAUAGUGUAUUCAAAAGAAGGUUUUUGUACUUGAGAAGGAUUGUUUUUGAUUUUGCACAACUUAUAUAUGGCAUAGUCGUUGGCAACUUUAUUUUGCAAUGGAUCCCCAAGUCAUUCAAAAGGUUAUUUGGAAAACGCACAGAACUGGGUCAAUGGGAGAGGCGUGGUGAUACUGAACAGAAUGGCAAAGCCUCUUUAAGUACAUCUUCUGGUAGGCAAUUGCCACAGCUAGACUAUUAUACUGCUGAACAAUUGGAGCAAGAUUAUGCAUUAAUUCUCGCUGGUGAGGAUUUGUCUAAUGUUGACAACUCGGAAGAUUAUGUUAUUUCUCCAGAAGAGUCAGAUUAUGAAUCAGAUAUAGAGGUGAUAGAUCUCACAGUGGGCUCUGACACGAGAGGUUUGAAUCGAUUGAAUGAUAUUGAUACCUUAACAUCACCUUUGCAAGAAAUUUUUGACAAUGACGGAUUAAAAGAGUUAUUUAAGGAGUCAAGUGAAAACACUCUACAGUUGAUUCGUGAACACUUAAAUUAUGAUGGAAGAUUGACGCGCUCAAGAUAUCGCAAGUUGCAUUCAGCUUCCGAUCCUGAUACAAGUUUAAAUUCCAAAGAUGAAAGUGAAAAGCUUAUUGAGUUGAUUAUUUCAAAACGAACUCAAAAGAGGGAUGACUCCACCACUGAAAGUUACAGAUCAAUGGAGUGUGUUAUUUGUCAAACGAAUAUGAGAGAGAUUAUCACUUGGCCAUGUAAGUGUUUUGCCAUUUGUGAAUCAUGUAGGUUGAGUCUUGUCAGCAAAGGUUUUGAGGGAUGUGUAUGUUGUAGAAGAGAUGUUGAGGGUGUUUCCAAGAUUUAUCUUCCAUGA